This is a messenger RNA of Erigeron canadensis, 1036 nucleotides long. RefSeq names its product short-chain dehydrogenase reductase 3b-like. The transcript has 2 exons. NCBI's taxonomy places the organism in Eukaryota, Viridiplantae, Streptophyta, Magnoliopsida, Asterales, Asteraceae. Bases 163 to 975 code for a protein of 270 amino acids. The record is from RefSeq and is a predicted model, not a curated record.
AUAAAUCUGGUGAAAAAGAAGCCAACACCAUAUAUACACAUCUCUCUAUACAUAGGAACUAGUGAGGUUCAUUUUUUUUGAUAUCCUUCCUUUGAUUUUUCUUCAUUUUAUAUACAACCUUUGAAUUCGUUCCCUAAUCAAUUCUCACAUAUCCCACCAUAUAUGAUGAACAAGCUCAGAUUGGAAGGUAAAGUAGCCCUCAUCACUGGUGGUGCUAGCGGCAUUGGAGAAGCAACUGCUAAGCUAUUUAUCGAAAACGGAGCAAAUGUUGUCAUUGCGGAUAUUCAAGAUGAUUUGGCUAACCAAGUUAUCGCCUCAUGCGAAAUAUCUUCACAUCCAGGUAAGAUAUGCUAUUUUCCGUGUGACGUGAGGGACGAAAAGCAAGUAGAAGCCGCGGUAAGCCACGCCGUUACAAAAUACGGAACCAUCGAUAUACUUUUCAGCAACGCCGGGAUCAUGGGUCCAAUGACGACAUUUUUAGAUAUGGAUCUUGAUGCAUUUGAUAACACAAUAGCUGUUAAUGUCCGUGGCGUGGCUGCAACCAUCAAACACGUGGCUAGAUCCAUGGUUGCUAAAAAAACACGUGGUUCUAUUAUAUGUACAGCUAGUGUGGCUGCAUCGAUUGGAGGAGCUGGACCUCACGCUUACACGGCAUCCAAACACGCGAUAAUUGGGCUCAUGAGGACCGCGUGUUAUGAGCUAGGCGCUUAUGGGAUUAGAGUCAACUGUGUUUCUCCUUUUGGUGUUGGUACGCCGCUUAGCUGCACGGCUUUUAAUCUUGAGCCGAGCCAAGUGGAGCAAAAUUGCUGUGAAUCCGGGAAUUUAAAAGGGGUUGUGUUGAAGGCUAAGCAUGUCGCGGAGGCAACCCUGUUUCUUGCUUCGGAUGAAUCGGUGUAUGUGAGCGGACAGAAUUUAGGAGUGGAUGGAGGGUAUACGGUUGUGAGCCGUAGCUACUCGGUGACUUCAUCAAAUUGAUCUGGAUUUAUUGAAAUUUUUUGUAGUCCUAUUUUUUUUUUUUAAUGUAAUUUUUCUUUUA